AUGGCUAUCAAUCGAAUGACUGAUUUACUGACUCGCUUGGUUGACCAGCAGGGCCAAGUACCUGAUAACCAACAAAGGGACCCUGAGGUAGGUGAGGAUAGGGCUCUGGAGAGGUUUCAAAAGUUUGCUUCUCCAAAAUUUCUCGGAGGACCUGAACCUGAAGUUGCCGAGAAUUGGUUCGAGCGAAUGGAGGAUAUAUUCGCUGCGUUACAUUAUACUGAAGAGAGGGAAUUCAAUGAGAAGUUCCUUCCGCCCUUAAUCCAGGAAAAAAGGGAGGACGAGUUUAUCAAGCUGCGUCAAGGUACUUCAAGUGUAGCAGAAUAUGAGACUCAGUUCACUCGACUCUCCAAGUUUGCUCUAGAAUUGGUGGUUAGUGAACAAAAACGCAUAAGGCGGUUUAUACAAGGCUUGAAUGUGAAAAUUCAAAAGGAUCUUGCCGCUGCCCAAAUCGAUACCUUUAAAGAUGCACUUGACAAAGCUCAACGAGUGGAGCAGGCUCGACUUCAAGUUCGGACCUUUCAUGCCAAGAAACGAGAUGCAUCUAGUGGUACUUCUGGACGAGGUGAUCAGAAUGUACCAUCUUCUAAGUUUGGAAGAGGUGCAGGUGGAGUCCGAAUUGGUGGGACACAAAAAGGAGGAGCUCCAUCUAGAGGGGCUCCAAGUGGAAAAGGACAAGGGCAACCUAGGACCAUCUCCCAGGGAGUUCCUACACCAACUCUUUGUACGAGCUGUGGAUAUUGUGGUAAGAGAAACCACAUCGAGGACGCUUGUUGGCAAAAGUUGAAGAAGUGCCUCCGUUGUGGUAGUUCCGAACAUCAGUUUGCCGGAUGUCCUGUUAAGAACCGUGAGGGAAACGGGGUUACCCAGUCGGAGAAGUCAAACCCUAAACAACCAACUGCUAGUGGGAGUAGACCAAAAUCCUCGGCUAGGGUUUUUGCCUUGGACUAUCAGCGAGCCCCUGAGUUCUCUGAAGUGGUAGAAGGUACGAUCCCUGUAUUCCACCGCUUAGCUAAGCUUUUAAUUGACCCGGAGGCAACCCAUUCUUUUGUGAAUCCUGCCUUUAUGUGUGGUAUUGCUGUGAUCCCUGUUAAAUUGCCAUAUGACUUAGAAGUUAAAACACCUGCUGGGGAUCAAAGCUUAAUUACCAAUAUGGUUUACAAAAAUUGCGAGAUUUGGGUAGGAGAACGGAAGUUGGUGGGAGACUUGAUAAGUUUAAAUCUUAAGGGGUACGAUGUGAUUUUAGGCAUGGAUUUGCUGGCCCGUUAUAACGCCCAAUUGAACUGUAAAACUAAGGUGGUGGAAUUCUCGAUACCCGGAGAAGCAACUUUAAGGUUGGAUGUGAAUGGUAGGUUAGCCUCGUCUGCACUUGUUUAG
This is a messenger RNA of Coffea eugenioides, 1374 nucleotides long. RefSeq lists its product as uncharacterized. The record is from RefSeq and is a predicted model, not a curated record. The transcript has 2 exons. Lineage: Eukaryota; Viridiplantae; Streptophyta; Magnoliopsida; Gentianales; Rubiaceae. Bases 1 to 1374 code for a protein of 457 amino acids. Gene Ontology annotation, molecular function: zinc ion binding; nucleic acid binding.